UGUGCGACCCGCUGAGCAGCGCAGUGUAAAAUCAACAGGGAGAGGAGAAACAGAUAAUCACUGAGACUUCUUCUGUUCAUAGUACGUUUUCUGGGGUUUUCUAUUAUCGUGUCUUUCAAGAGCUUAGUCAAUUCUGUUAAGAAUUUUAAAAGUUUCAACUAUUCUCCUAGCCCUGUUUUCCAUCUGUUAUAGGAACAGUUGAUAGCAGUAGUCUAAGUAUUUUAGAGUAGAAUUAUGGGUAGAAGUCAGAUGAAUUUGGGCUGCGCUGCUCAUCGCCCCGCAGUCCUCGUGGCUCGCGCUGCCCAGUGGCUCGUGCAGGUGUUUGCCUCAGCGCUGCGUGGUGCUUCUGAGGAGCUCAGUUUGGACCGGUUUAAGAUGUGUACACGGAUAGAGGAGACACGUCAGUUUACUUACUGACGCCAAUUUAGACGGCAACGGAGUCGAUGAUAAACCGUUAGGCUACUUAUUAUGUCAUACCAUACAAAACUGCUCUCUCUCUCUCUCUCUCACACACACACACACACACACACACACACAGGCGCUGCCUCACUUUUUUUUGCUAUACCUGCGAUUAAGUAGCAACAGCUAGCAUCAUGACUUCACACGGGCAGAAAGACGCCACGUCUGAGCAACAAAAGGGCAAUGCUCGCACUCUGACCUUAAUGGUAACUUCUGCUGCAGUUGGGGGAACAUUACAAUACGGAUACAACCUUACCAUUAUGAAUGCACCCACUGUUUAUAUUCAGAACUUUGUUAAUGAGACGUUUCAGAAGCGCUGGGAGAUACAGUUAGAGGAGUACCAGGUUACAUUGAUCUGGACACUCAUAGUGUCUGUCUUCUCAUUGGGUGGUCUUACAGGGUCUCUGUUGGCCGGGCCCAUGUCCAUCCACUUUGGGAGGAAGAAAACUAUGCUGCUGAACAAUAUUUUUCUAAUGUCCAGUGCACUGCUGGCUGUGACAAGCCGGCAUGCUCAGUCUUUUGAGAUGAUCAUCAUCUCCAGAUAUCUGGUUGGCAUCAAUGUGGGGGUCAGUAUGAAUGUGCAGCCAAUGUAUUUUGGUGAAAGUGCACCAAAACACUUACGUGGUGCUGUGGCCCUGUCCUCUUCUGUCUUCACCUCUUUUGGGUUGGUGCUAGGACAAGUGGUAGGUUUGAGGGAGGUGCUGGGUUGUGAAUCAUGUUGGCAAUACUUGUUAGCGAGUAAUGCUGUGCCAGGCUUCAUUCAGCUUCUCACACUACCCUGGUUCCCAGAGAGCCCGCGGUACCUUCUCAUUGAUCGUGGGGACAAGGACGCCUGCUUAAAGGCACUGCGGCGGUUGCGAGGCUGUGAGGUGCAGAAAGAGGAGUUGGAUGAGAUGCUGCAAGAGCAGGCUGAAUCUCAGGGCAGGCGAGCUCAGCAGCCCUGGGAGCUCUUCAGUGACCGUACUGUUCGUUGGCAACUCAUCUCAGUCGCCGUCAUAAGCAGCGCCAUGCAGUUGUGCGGUAAUGACUCAAUUUACUUCUAUGCUUCUUACAUAUUUCAAGAGGCGGGAAUAUCAGUUGAAUACACCCAGUAUGUGACCAUUGGCACUGGCACAUGUGAAUUCACCGCCUGUAUUCUGUGUAACCUGUUGAUAGAACGGAAGGGUAGAAGGCUGCUUUUAAUGGGAGGUUAUGUGCUCAUGACUGGCUGGGCUAUAGUUUUCACCGUGGCUCUUUCAUAUCAGCAUGUAGUACACUGGAUGCCUUACCUGAGCAUGGUCUGUGUGUUCACCUAUAUCCUCAGUUUUGGGAUCGGACCAGCGGGGGUGACUGGAAUUCUCCCUACUGAGAUUUUUAACCAGGCAGCUCGCCCUGCUGCCUACAUGAUUGCUGGUUCUCUAAUGUGGAUUAAUCUCUUCAUUAUUGGAAUGCUAUUCCCAUUCAUUGUGAGUGGACUAGGUCAGUUCUGCUUUGUGCCAUUUGGUGUUGUCUGUCUUCUCACUGCUGUCUAUAUUGGACUGGUUUUGCCUGAGACCAAAGGAAAAACACUACCCAUGAUCACAAGCGAAUUCCACAGGCUUAACUUCCACAAAAAAGAGAAGACGGGUCCAAAGUGCAAAGACGUUCAUUACCAACUAGGCGAAGUCCACCACUCAACUGCCCUCUAAGCUACUUAUUUAUAUAUUUGGAAUUCCUGUAAACUUAUGAAUGCUGGAGCGCUCUGUUGAAGAGUAAAAGGUUUACCCAAAUAUAACCACAUAGACACUUUAUUGUAAGACCAUUUAUUCACAAAUUUAAUUUGUUUUUGUCUUAUAGGUAUAAAAAUAUAUAGAUAUGAUAUAUAGAUAUCUAACCACAAUAUCUAACCCUGUUUUUCCUUUAUAGUAAUUAUAUGAAUUAGCACUUUUUAAAAUCUUUUUAAGCUAUGUUUUCACUUGUAAAUUCUCUCACUCUCUGGAUAAAAGCUAGAACAAAUAAGGUCUCAACUAGUACAAACAUACUGCUGGUGUACUCUUUAAUCACAAUAAACCAUGAUGGAAAAUAUGGCUUUAUUAGUCUACUAUGUGCCGAGUAGAAUUCGCAUUUUGAGCGCUUACUACCUUACUGUUGUCAGUUUGAAAUAUUCUAUGUUCAAAUAUUCUAUAUACAUUCACCAGUCACUUUAACAGGAACACCUGU
Molecule: messenger RNA, 2637 nt
Organism: Pangasianodon hypophthalmus (striped catfish)
Lineage: Eukaryota; Metazoa; Chordata; Actinopteri; Siluriformes; Pangasiidae
Gene: slc2a11a
Product: solute carrier family 2 member 11a
Exons: 12
Coding region: 594-2126 (510 amino acids)
Biological process (GO): monosaccharide transmembrane transport
Cellular component (GO): membrane
Molecular function (GO): hexose transmembrane transporter activity
Source: RefSeq, a predicted model, not a curated record